GUAACGACGCCCCGCCCGCCACUAGCACUCAGGCGCGCGCAGUUUCACUCCCUACUGUAUCGAUGAAGUUGCACAAAGAUGGCGGAUUUCCUGCCGUCCCGGUCCUUUCUAUCCGUUUGUUUUCCAAACUGUCUUCUGAACAGCAGCGAGGCGGAACAACUAAGGAAAUCUAAAGAAAUUGACAGAGGUCUUAUGAAAGAUAAACCCUAUGUGAAACGGUUAGUCAAGAUACUUUUGCUCGGCGCCGGAGAGAGCGGCAAGUCCACUUUCCUCAAGCAGAUGCGCAUCAUACACGGGCAGGACUUCGAUCAGCGGGCCAAAGAAGAGUUCAAAACCACCAUUUACAGUAAUGUUAUGAAAGGUGUUCGAGUGCUUGUGGAUGCCCGAGAAAAGCUGCAUAUCCCGUGGGGAGACCCUUCAAACCAGGCACAUGGAGACACCAUGAUGGCUUUUGACACACGGUCAGCCAUGGGGUCACAGGGGAUGGUGGAGACCAAAGUGUUCCUGCAGUACCUGCCUUCGAUCCGUGCCCUCUGGGCUGACAGCGGCAUACAGAACGCAUAUGACCGGCGCAGGGAAUUUCAGCUGGGUGAAUCGGUGAAAUAUUUCUUGGAUAACUUGGACAAACUCGGAACACCGGAUUAUCUACCAACACAGCAAGACAUCCUGCUGGCACGGAAGCCCACCAAGGGCAUUCACGAGUACGACUUUGAGAUCAAGAAUGUGCCCUUCAAGAUGGUGGACGUGGGCGGCCAGCGGUCGGAGCGCCGCAGGUGGUUUGAGUGCUUUGACAGCGUCACCUCGAUCCUCUUCCUUGUCUCGUCCAGCGAGUUUGAUCAGGUGCUGAUGGAGGACCGGCUGACCAACCGCCUCAUGGAGUCACUUAACAUCUUUGAGACCAUAGUCAACAACCGCGUCUUCAGCAACGUUUCCAUCAUCCUCUUCCUCAACAAGACAGACUUGCUUGAGGAGAAGGUCAAAACGGUGGCCAUCAAGGACUACUUCCCCGAGUACACAGGGGAGCCGCACAGCCUGGAGGACGUGCAGAAGUUCCUGGUGGAUUGUUUCCGGAACAAGCGGCGAGACCAGCAGCAGAAGCCCCUCUACCACCACUUCACCACUGCCAUUAACACAGAGAACAUUCGCCUGGUCUUCCGUGACGUCAAGGACACCAUCUUGCACGACAACCUCAAACAGCUCAUGCUGCAGUGAUGCUGGUCCAGCCAUUUCCUUUCAGAUCUCUCCAAAAUAACCCUCUUCUGCUCAGAUGUUUGUACUCCACACAGUAACCUUUCUGAAUAGCUCUGACGUGCUUUUAUGCGAGGAAGAAGGCCUAGCCUAGCAGUCUGUCAGGAGCACGGGACGGCGGGUAGUUGUUCUCUUAGAGAAGAGAGUGCAUCACACUCACACUUGUCCUGCCAAGAGAAGCUGUACGUGUCAUUGAGCGCCACCCUCUCGCAGAAGGUGCCAAACGCUAUGCGUUCCUCCCUUUAAAAAAAAGUGGAAGAAAGCAGGAAGAGAUUCUAGCACUGUCCUCGAUCUGUAACCUUUUGAGCCUUUUAUUACUGACCAAAUAGCAAGUUGAGAUGCAAAUGCUGUUUUAACCUUUUAACAGGAACUAUGUUCUGAGCCUUUCUGUCGAUACCUGCCUGGCCUUAAUAUUUCCCCCCUCAUUUUGAUUGGUGUUUUUAACGUGUAGAUGUCUAAUCAAUUGUAAAAUUUUAGAAUUCGUUUUUUUUUUUAUAUAUAGAUCGAUGAAUAUAUUUACCGAUAAACUUCUUAAGUUAUGUUUCAAAACGUUUACACUCUGAUUUUCCUCUACUGAUGGAUAACGCUCACAAUUCAUACCACUUGAUAAACUGAACUUAUACUGUGGUUAGCCACGCUAGGCGAGCUGAUAGAUACAGUAUGCUUACAGCAUAAACUCAGGGCCGAAUGUAGACCACUUUAGCGUUGCGAUGAAAUUAACUGUUCGCCUUCAGGAACAUCCACUAAUUGUAGCUCUCCAUCAGUGGCUGGAAAUCACAUUUCCUUGCUGGCCUGCAGACAUCCUCCUCCGCUCUGCCCUAGCUAGAGUCUGGAAGAACUUCUUUAUCCAUCAGGGAACAAAAAAACGGUGUCUUGUUAAUUUAUUUGCUUUGUUUUAAAUCUCUUUUUUCCGUUUUGUCCACAACAACCAAACUAUACUGGCUUUUUGGUCAGAACCCGCUAACAAAAGUGUCUGUAUUCUCAAGUGCCACAUGUUUAAGGUACCAAUAAUUCGAACAACUUUCCUCAAAAGGGAUAGAUCUUACUAUGUGAACCUCGUUCCCUCAAUGGUUGUGUAUAGCUACUUUGUAUAGUGCCAUGUCCGCCCUGAAUACUACUGUUUUAGUAUCUUAUGUAAAUAGUCAGCACCUCACCCUCCUCACUCUUUUCUAACAGAUAUGUAACCUACACUGAAAUGUAUAGCUGUUUUUUGCCACAAAUCCAGAGAUACUGACUCCCUGCCCGCAGUUCGCUCCAUUCAAGGUUGCUCUUUUAGCUGCUUCAUCUCAGCUUUUGCGCUGAAUGAUGCCUGUAUUUGUCGUCUAUGCAUUCAGAUGGCAGCAGUAGAGGACUCUUUGUCUGGUGUCGAAUUCUGCCUACGCCCCUGGCUGAAGUCCCGGGAGGCUCGUGUGAAAAGCAAGUAUUACGUCUUCACGCUCCACUGACAGUGUCCUGUGUCUUCUAGUGCCAUUCACUGCCCCUCGAUGCCAGCAAACCGGGCAUUGCGGAGCUUUUGUUGUCGUUUUAGUAUCCGACCUUCACUUAACCUCAAAAUGUUCCAAGCACAAGAUUUUGACUGAUUUGAGUGAAUUUCAGCGCUAUUUGAGAAUGCUGAAAUGACCUCUAGUAUUUGCUGCCUAGUUCUAGCAUGCCGAGUCUUAAAACAGCCUUUGAACUUAAUAAAGCAAGUGUUCCGCACUUGCCAAAACCCAGAGGAAUGGCUGAGGACGCGUCCACGACUUCCUGCGUGCGAGAGCCCUGACGGCAAACCCAAGUGCUUUUGCAAAUGAUGUCACUGUCCGGUGUAGCUUUGACAGGUGGAGGACAAAGGCCGCCACUGCUGCAGUCACCCACUGACACGCGCACCGCCUCGAUGCCUCUCUGUUGGAGCGCAUUGGUUUUUGUCGUGUUUAGCGCGCGCUCCUAACGGUCGACACGUUUAAAGGAAGGGCGAUGGCGCAGACAGAUACACUACUUUAGCUGUAUUCCUCUUCUGUACACUGUGAUGUGUGAGAGACGAACGCCAUUCACGCUUGUUUUCUCUGCUCUUCCUGUAAGAAUUGUUGAGAAUGGUGUAUAAACAAACGAGUCUUUCUCAUUGUAGCUUUCUCCUGAACGUGAUUCUGAUCAGAGAUGGCUGAUUUGACCUUUUUGGUUUUGCCCAGAUAAUCACGUUUGAUUAUUAUAAUUAUGCAAGACUUAUGCCUGCCACAAAGAAUUCCUAGUGCCUCCAGUUUAAUGCCUCAGACAUUGGUCCUUUUUUUUAUGUACUUAGGUUGUUGUUGUUGUUGUUUUUUUAUAAAAAAAAAAAAAAAUUGAUUAAUGUGGAUGCUUUUGAGUCCUCAUAUCAAAAUAAUUCAUACUAAAGAUUUCAAGACUCUUGUGCUCAGUACUGAAUAUAGACCUGCUUUUCAUUGUACAGUCUAACAUAUGCUUCCCCAUUCUUCAUCAUUGACUCAAUAAAACAUUUUUCAAAAACUGUCA
Ctenopharyngodon idella (grass carp) is the source of this 3732-nucleotide messenger RNA. It is a transcript of the gene gna13b, whose product is annotated as guanine nucleotide binding protein (G protein), alpha 13b. The record is from RefSeq and is a predicted model, not a curated record. The transcript is spliced from 4 exons. Gene Ontology annotation, biological process: Rho protein signal transduction; adenylate cyclase-activating G protein-coupled receptor signaling pathway. Gene Ontology annotation, molecular function: guanyl nucleotide binding; D5 dopamine receptor binding; GTPase activity. NCBI's taxonomy places the organism in Eukaryota, Metazoa, Chordata, Actinopteri, Cypriniformes, Xenocyprididae. Gene Ontology annotation, cellular component: brush border membrane; heterotrimeric G-protein complex. Bases 79 to 1212 code for a protein of 377 amino acids.